GCCCUCUCCUGGCCGGUGGCCGCCCGUCCGCUGAGAGGAGGAGGAGGAGGAGGAGCCCCGCCGGCGCCGCGCAGGUGAGGUGCCCUCUGGCCAUGAGCCAUACGGGUUUCCGGCAUGGCAGUUUCCAGGGUGGCAGCAGCAGCGAUGAAGACCUGGUGGAGGUGGCAGGGGGAAUGCUGGACUUCUCCAUGGCGGAUGACGUCCCUCCUCUGGACAGGGAGAUGGCGGAAGGUUUCUCCUCGUACAACGGAGGGGGGAUGAACGGGCCCAGGCAGGUGAUGGACUUCCUGCAGGAGCCACUCCCGGGCGUGGGCACCUACGAAGACUUCAACACCAUCGACUGGGUGCGUGAGAAGUCUCGGGACCGCGACAGGCACCGAGAGAUUGCCAGUAGAAGCAAGGAGUCCGCCUGGGCCUUGGUGCACAGCAUCAGUGACGCUUUCUCGGGGUGGCUGUUGAUGCUGCUCAUCGGCUUGUGGGCAGGGGCGCUGGCCGGACUGAUUGACAUCACUGCCCACUGGAUGACAGACCUGAAGGAGGGCGUCUGCCUGAACGGCUUCUGGUACAACCACGAGCAUUGCUGCUGGAACUCGCCCCAGACCACCUUCCAGGACCGGGACAGAUGCCCCGAGUGGAGGACCUGGGCGCAGCUGCUGACUGACAGAGAGGAGGGGGGAGCCCUGGGCUACGUCCUGAACUACUUCCUGUACGUCCUCUGGGCGCUGCUCUUCUCCUUCCUGGCUGUCCUGCUUGUCCGCGGCUUUGCUCCCUACGCCUGCGGCUCGGGGAUCCCAGAGAUCAAAACCAUCCUCAGCGGCUUCAUCAUCCGGGGCUACCUGGGCAAGUGGACCCUGCUGAUCAAGACGGUCACCCUGGUGCUGGCCGUUUCAUCGGGCCUGAGCCUGGGCAAAGAGGGCCCCCUGGUCCAUGUCGCCUGCUGCUGCGGCAACAUCCUUUGCCACCUCUUCACCAAGUACCGGAAGAACGAAGCCAAGCGCCGGGAAGUGUUGUCGGCUGCUGCAGCCGCUGGCGUAUCAGUGGCCUUUGGCGCUCCCAUUGGAGGUGUCCUUUUCAGCCUGGAAGAGGUGAGCUACUACUUCCCGCUGAAGACCCUCUGGCGCUCCUUCUUCGCUGCGCUGGUAGCGGCCUUCACCCUACGCUCCAUCAACCCCUUUGGCAACAGCCGCCUGGUACUCUUCUACGUGGAGUUCCACAGCCCCUGGCACCUGCUGGAGCUGGCGCCCUUCGUCCUGCUGGGCAUCUUUGGGGGGCUCUGGGGGGCCUUCUUCAUCCGCAGCAACAUCGCCUGGUGCAGGCGGCGCAAGACCACCAAGCUGGGCCGCUACCCAGUGCUGGAGGUGCUGGGGGUGACGGCGCUGACGGCCCUGCUGGCCUUCCCCAACAAGUACACCCGCAUGAGCACCAGCGAGCUGAUCUCGGAGCUCUUCAAUGACUGCAGCCUCCUGGAUUCCUCCCAGCUCUGCGACUACCUCAGCACCAACAGCACCCAGGGCGACGACCUGCCCGACCGGGCGGCUGGGCCAGGCCUCCACGUGGCCACCUGGCAGCUGGUGCUGGCCCUCUUGCUGAAGAUCUUCAUCACCAUCUUCACUUUCGGCAUGAAGGUGCCCUCGGGCCUCUUCAUCCCCAGCAUGGCGGUGGGGGCCAUUGCGGGCCGGUUGCUGGGCGUGGGCAUGGAGCAGCUGGCCUACCACCACCACGACUGGCGGAUCUUCAAGGGCUGGUGCAGCCCUGGCGCCGACUGCAUCACGCCCGGCCUCUAUGCCAUGGUGGGGGCUGCCGCCUGCCUGGGUGGAGUGACCCGCAUGACUGUCUCCCUGGUGGUCAUCAUGUUUGAGCUCACGGGGGGCCUGGAGUACAUCGUGCCCCUGAUGGCGGCUGCCAUGACCAGCAAGUGGGUGGCCGAUGCCAUCGGCCGGGAGGGCAUCUAUGACGCCCACAUCCGCCUGAAUGGCUACCCCUUCCUGGAGGCCAAGGAGGAGUUCUCCCACAAGACCCUGGCCAUGGAUGUCAUGCGCCCCCGACGCAGCGACCCCGCCUUGACCGUGCUGACGCAGGACAGCAUGACGGUGGAGGAGGUGGAGGGCAUCAUCAACGAGACCACCUACAGCGGCUACCCCGUGGUGGUCUCCUGGGAGUCUCAGCGCCUCGUGGGCUUCGUCCUCAGGCGAGACCUGGCCAUCUCCAUUGAAAGUGCCCGGAAGAAGCAAGAAGGGAUUGUCAGCAGCUCGGUUAUUUAUUUCACCGACCACUGCCCCCCGCUGCCCCCCUGCUCGCCCUCCAUGCUCAAGCUGCGCAGCCUUCUGGACCUCAGCCCGUUCACUGUGACCGACCAAACCCCCAUGGAGAUCGUGGUGGACAUUUUCCGAAAACUGGGGCUGCGCCAGUGCCUGGUCACACACAACGGGAAGCUGCUAGGGAUUAUUACCAAAAAGGACGUCCUGAAGCACAUAGCCCAGAUGGCAAACCAGGACCCAGACUCCAUCUUGUUCAACUGAAGCCUGGAGGGGCGGGGCAGAGGUUUUACUUUGCCCCACGGACUUUGGCCGGAGGACUGAGCUUGGCCUCUCUUCACGGAAGAUCCAGAGCCGUCUCCAGUUUCUCCAGGCGGAGCAAGCGAUAAUCAUGU
Messenger RNA from Pseudonaja textilis, 2650 nucleotides. NCBI's taxonomy places the organism in Eukaryota, Metazoa, Chordata, Lepidosauria, Squamata, Elapidae. The record is from RefSeq and is a predicted model, not a curated record.